Molecule: messenger RNA, 756 nt
Organism: Lichtheimia ornata
Lineage: Eukaryota; Fungi; Mucoromycota; Mucoromycetes; Mucorales; Lichtheimiaceae
Exons: 1
Coding region: 1-756 (251 amino acids)
Molecular function (GO): protein binding
Source: RefSeq, a predicted model, not a curated record
AUGGAUUCCAAUGACGACCGAAAACAACAAGAGCACAAUGACCCCAUAAGAGAUCAGGAAGAAGUAAAUGCUUCAGGUUCGGAGAAACCAGUGGAUCCAUCUGCAUCGGAUGCUGAUCGAUCUUCCCACUCAAAGGAAGAGGAGGAGAAGAAGGAAACAACAGGUGGUGUUGAAGAACAAGAACAAGACGAGAACACCAACGACAACGCUUCAAAUGUAUGGACUGCAGCAUGGGAUGAGAAUUCUCAAGCGUAUUACUGGUGGAAUAUGAUGACAUAUGAGACGACGUGGGACAAUCCAUAUGAGAAGAAUGCUUUGGACAAAGUACUCGAUCAAGUAGAUGCUCAACAAGAGGAGAGCGGUAGUACAGCAGCAUCUUCACCCUCGACAACACAACAACAACAACAUGCCGAAGCAUACCAACAUAGUGCAACAGCAACACCUACAGCAGCAACACCCUCCUUUGCCAAUCAAUCCUAUACAUAUCAAGCUUAUUUUAACAAGAGGACGGGCAAGUUUCAACUGGCCAGUGAUGUGGAUCGCCUCAACCCCGAACGCAUGUCCAUUGAAAACAGAGCAAAACGACAAAUGCAAUAUUAUUUCGACGUCGAUGCUUAUACAGAAGAACGUAAUCGUGAACGAGCUGCAGGUGCUGCCGGCCAAAAGCGACAAUUAUCAAAGAAGGAUAUUGAACGAUUUAAAAGAGCCAAACAUGAGAAAAAGAUGAAACGAGCACGAGAUUGGCUUUGUGAUUAA